AUGGCCACCUUCAGGGAGGCAAGAGAGGCUCUUUUGCUUGCUAAUGCCUUGGAUUUGAUCGCCGAUGAAGAAAUGCUGUUACUCUACGACGUUAACACUUCAAAGAAUCUUGACAUUCCUUACUGGAAGUACGAAAAAUUCAAUCUGGACUCUCUUUCCGACGACGAAUGCAAAAGCGAAUUCCGUUUCUUAAAACAUGAUAUCUACAAUCUGCUCGACGUUCUGGAUCUUCCUGACAAAAUUACCUGCCCAAAUCGUUUUUAUGUUUACAGUGAUGAAGCGCUAUGUUUGCUUCUGCGUCGUUUUGUUUUCCAU
Pocillopora meandrina is the source of this 315-nucleotide messenger RNA. Lineage: Eukaryota; Metazoa; Cnidaria; Anthozoa; Scleractinia; Pocilloporidae. The record is from the annotation of a GenBank genome assembly.